Molecule: messenger RNA, 3040 nt
Organism: Cygnus atratus (black swan)
Lineage: Eukaryota; Metazoa; Chordata; Aves; Anseriformes; Anatidae
Gene: GLUD1
Product: glutamate dehydrogenase 1
Exons: 12
Coding region: 42-1793 (583 amino acids)
Biological process (GO): L-glutamate catabolic process
Cellular component (GO): mitochondrion
Molecular function (GO): L-glutamate dehydrogenase (NAD+) activity
Source: RefSeq, a predicted model, not a curated record
CCGGGGCAGCCCCGCACCGCGCGCGUCUGCCGGCCGCCGCCAUGUACCGCUGCCUGGGCGAGCAGCUGGCCUCGCGCCUCGCCGCCACCGCCGGCUCCGAGCCGGCCGGGGCCGUGGUGGUGGCGGCGGCGUGGGGCCGCGGCCGGUGCCCGCGGCGGCGCUACUGCGAGGCGGCGUCCCCGCGGCAGGAGGACGACCCCAACUUCUUCAAGAUGGUGGAGGGCUUCUUCGACCGCGGCGCCAGCAUCGUGGAGGACAAGCUGGUGGAGGGGCUGCGCACCCGCGAGAGCAUGGAGGAGCGGCGGCACCGCGUCCGCGGCAUCCUGCGCAUCAUCAAGCCCUGCAACCACGUGCUCAGCGUCUCCUUCCCCAUCAAGCGCGACAACGGCGAGUGGGAGGUGAUCGAGGGCUACCGGGCGCAGCACAGCCAGCACCGCACCCCCUGCAAGGGAGGUAUUCGUUAUAGUUUGGAUGUCAGUGUGGAUGAAGUGAAAGCCUUAGCAUCUCUAAUGACAUAUAAAUGUGCCGUUGUUGAUGUGCCAUUUGGUGGGGCAAAGGCUGGUGUCAAGAUCAAUCCCAAGAACUACACAGACAAUGAAUUGGAAAAAAUCACAAGAAGGUUUACCAUGGAGCUGGCAAAAAAGGGUUUCAUUGGUCCUGGAGUUGAUGUGCCUGCUCCUGAUAUGAGCACAGGGGAAAGGGAGAUGUCCUGGAUUGCUGACACCUAUGCCAGUACAAUAGGACACUAUGAUAUUAAUGCACAUGCAUGUGUAACUGGCAAACCCAUCAGCCAGGGUGGGAUCCAUGGACGUAUAUCUGCAACUGGUCGUGGUCUCUUCCAUGGAAUUGAAAAUUUCAUCAAUGAGGCAUCGUAUAUGAGUAUAUUAGGAAUGACUCCGGGAUUUGGGGAUAAAACAUUUGCUGUUCAGGGAUUUGGUAACGUGGGCUUGCAUUCUAUGAGAUACUUGCAUCGGUUUGGAGCAAAAUGCGUUGCUGUUGGAGAAUUUAAUGGUUCUAUCUGGAAUCCUGAUGGGAUUGAUCCAAAGGAACUAGAAGAUUACAAAUUGCAACAUGGGACAAUCAUGGGCUUCCCUAAAGCACAGACACUUGAGGGCAGUAUUCUGGAAACAGACUGUGACAUUCUCAUCCCUGCUGCCAGCGAAAAGCAGUUGACUAAGGCCAAUGCUCACAAGGUCAAAGCAAAAGUAAGUUGGAGAGCUCAAAUACAAAUAAGUAGUAGAAAAGGCAAGUUUAAAUACUGGUAUUCAAUGAUUAGUAUGAACAGAAACAUUUCUCUUUAUUUUUUUUUUCAGAUUAUUGCUGAAGGUGCCAAUGGGCCUACGACUCCCGAAGCUGACAAAAUCUUCUUGGAGAGGAAUAUCAUGGUUAUUCCUGAUCUUUACCUGAAUGCAGGUGGUGUAACGGUGUCCUAUUUUGAGUGGCUGAAAAACUUGAAUCAUGUCAGCUAUGGUCGCCUGACUUUUAAAUAUGAAAGGGAUUCAAACUACCACUUGCUCAUGUCUGUCCAGGAAAGCUUGGAGAGAAAAUUUGGGAAACAUGGUGGAACUAUACCAGUUGUGCCUACAGCAGAAUUUCAGGAUAGGAUAUCAGGUGCAUCUGAGAAGGAUAUUGUCCACUCUGGGUUGGCUUAUACAAUGGAGCGUUCUGCUCGGCAAAUCAUGCGGACUGCCAUGAAGUACAACUUGGGUCUGGACCUGAGAACAGCUGCCUAUGUCAAUGCGAUUGAGAAAGUCUUCAAAGUCUACAAUGAGGCUGGCCUGACCUUUACAUAAGUAGGCCGUCACUGCUCCUUGUUGUAUCCCAUCCCUCUUGCCGUAAAUGUACCCUCUUCUUGGAAAAGCUUAUCACAAGUUUACAUGUAACCACAAAAAUUUCUUUUCUUCUGACAUUAUAGUGGAUUCUAUUCUCAAUUAGUUUCAGUCCAAACUAGUCUUUUUUUACAAUAAAAACCCAUGGAUUAGGAACUUGUAUACAAGCAUGUAUCUGAAGAUAACAGUUCAUCUGCACUUGUGGGGGCCAUUCUGGGUAUUUCACCUACAAAGCAAAAUGGUACAUUUUGUGUGUGAACGAGUGGUCUUGCCACCUGAGCCACUUCUCAAACUUCAGAUCAGAUACUGUACUAGAUGAGCACUUAGCUCAUUAUUACUUCAUGCACUUUUGUUUAAUGAUGUAAUUUUGGCUUUGGCACUUUCAAUAAGGCCUUGUAUGAUCAAUGCUAUUGCAUUGUCAGAGGAAGAAUGGGCCUCUAGCAGGGAUUAACUUUGAUAGGAGUCUAAUUUUUAUUUGUAGUAAAGCUUCAGGCCUGGUUCUCUUUAGGCAAUGUUUUUUCUUUACUGUGCUGCUGUUAUAGGACUGCAUUUUAUUGCUUGUUCAAGCUAGCUUAACUAUCACCAUGAAGUAUAUGUAGAGUCGACAAACUUAAUAUUUUUAUAAGCUGAAACUAUCAAGCAACUCUAGUUACAUUUUUAAAAUCAAGCUUCUAUGUAAUUAUUCUGACUACAGGUUUUCUUUUUUUUUAAGGGAUAGUCCGAAUUUUGGUAAGCAAUCAUACCUAGGUUUUUAGCAUUCUUUUUUAGUCUUUUCCUUUCGGAGGCAUUUUGAAAAUUAGAUGCUGCCUCAGUGAACAACUACAGUGAAAUUGAACCCAGAAGUCAUUGGCCAAACUACAGAGGAGCUAAAAUGCUGCUAUAAACUUAAUCCACUGUCUUAACACAUAGCCUUUUUUUUUUUUUUUUGGGUCAUCAGAAGAUCUCAGAAGUUUUGUUUUGCACAUACUCGAAUAUGACAAAAUGGACCUCAACACAAUAUUGUAUCAAGCACAGUUCUUAAAGUUCAAGGCUUUUGUCCAGUGGAGUCCCCUUGAAGUGCCAGAUGUUAUUUAUGUAAUGAAUUUUUUUCUAAGAAAGACAACUAGUCCCUCCCAGAAACUCAUGCUUUUUUUCUAUCUACUUUGUAACUGCAUGACAUAACAUGGAGAGAAGAGCAGUUAUUAAAAAAAAGUUGACCUUUCCAAACCUAC